This is a messenger RNA of Harpia harpyja (harpy eagle), 1555 nucleotides long. It is a transcript of the gene DNASE1L3, whose product is annotated as deoxyribonuclease 1 like 3. Lineage: Eukaryota; Metazoa; Chordata; Aves; Accipitriformes; Accipitridae. The transcript is spliced from 7 exons. The record is from RefSeq and is a predicted model, not a curated record. Gene Ontology annotation, biological process: apoptotic DNA fragmentation; programmed cell death involved in cell development. Gene Ontology annotation, molecular function: DNA nuclease activity. The coding region runs from base 398 to 1180 and encodes 260 amino acids. Gene Ontology annotation, cellular component: nucleus.
GUGCUUUGCUCAGCACCACCUUACUAGGGCAAAAGCUCAGGGUCUGGGCUCUGUCCCAGCUGCCGAGGAAGGACCAGGCUCUGGCAGCCUUGCUGAAGGCCACAAAGCCAGCUCCAGACCUCUGUAGGAUAUGUAUCUUUAAAUCAAAAUAACCAGGUUAGAUUCAAUUUGUUAAAGAUUAAUUCUCAAAAGAAAACAGAAGGGAGGGACAGGCCCUCAUCUGGCUAGCAUCGGGCUGCAGCAGGGCAGCUGCCUUUCAGCAGGGUUAGGAAUUGCUUUAGAUUGGGGAUUGCCUGUCUGGACUGACAGUCCGGAGGAAAGAGCAGCAUACGCCUGGCUGGACGUGAGACCCAGCUGAAAGAGGGACAGAGGCCGCAAUAAGCAGGGAGGGGGUAGAAUGAAAAUGCCAGCGAUGGAGCACAGGUCCAGACCACAGGUUCCGAGAAGAGUUUAUUUUCUCUACCACCUGCCUCUGAGUCAGCUGAAGGGGCCAAAGGAGGAAUACAGCUGCAUGAUCAGCGAGAGGCUGGGAAGGAAGAGCUACAAGGAGCAGUACGCCUUCCUCUACAGGCAACAUCUGGUAACGGUGAAACAAACCUACCAGUACCCUGACACCCAGCCUGGGGACGAGGAUGCUUUCUCCAGAGAGCCCUUCAUCAUCUGGUUCCAGUCACCAAAAACCGCUGUCAAAGAGUUCGCUAUAAUCCCUCUGCACACCACACCGGAGACAGCAGUACGGGAGAUUGAUGAGCUCUAUGAUGUGUAUUUAGACGUAAAACAGCACUGGAAAACCGAGAACUUCAUCUUCUUGGGGGACUUUAAUGCUGGAUGUAGCUACGUUCCCCAAAAGCAGUGGAAGAACAUCCGGCUGAGGACUUACUCUGAAUUCGUCUGGCUAAUCGGUGACAAAAAUGACACUACGGUGAAGAUAAGCACAAGCUGCCCGUAUGACAGGAUCGUGGUCAGCGGGCAGAAGCUCAUCCAGGCCAUCAUGCCACACUCUGUCAACAUCUUUGAUUUCCAGAAGGACUUUCAGAUGACUGAGGAGCAGGCGCUGGGGGUGAGUGACCACUUCCCAGUAGAGUUUGAGUUAAAACCAAAAGGCGGCUUCUUCAACUGGCUGAAAUCACAGUUUUCAAAGAAGAGGAGACCAAGAAAGAGCCGCCACUCAAGCUCAUGAGCAUGCUGAGUCAUGGCGUGGAAAUGCAUGGAUGCCGAUAGAUCUUGCAGAAGACUAGCGUAGAUAUACUCACAGCAAGUGCAAUAUUUAGUGGAAAAAACCCAAAUAUUUUGUUAAAGUUCAAGUAUUUUGGGUAAGAAGGCAAAUUUUACCUUCAGGUUAUCUUCCUCAUUGUAUGCAAAAAUAAAUCAGCUAGAAGCACCGUACUAUACUUACUGCACUGAUCACAAAUAUAAGGAGCUACUGCAAGGGUAAAAUACUUGUGUGUGCUUUAUCUGUAACACCUGAAGGGCAGGGAUCUCCACGCAUUCCUGUUGGCUCUGGACCUCUGCCAUUCCUCUGCAGGGGCAGAAGGAUUAAAAGGACCUUUCUGCA